UAUUUGUAAAUAAGAAUUGGGCACAUAGCCAUUCGUUUUAAUCUUUUGUUUCCACUUUUUACAUUCUAUUAAAUUUUAAAUACGUAAAUCGUUUAUUCGGCUUCAGGAUGGAAUUCGAUCAAGUCUCUGGUGAUCAAAGCCCCGUUAACACUAAAGCCAGCUGUUUUAGGCCCGAUGGAAUCCCCGGGCUUUCCUCGUUGACGCUGCCGGGAAAGUGUUCCCAAAACUCGCCAUGUCUCAAGAAUCUCUUUUCAACCGAGCCUACGGCGGUGCUCUCCCCUGUAACUAAUCUCGCCCUCAACAUGACCAACCUCGCCGUUAUUGGAAGCCAAUGUGACACUCCCAAAAGAAAAGCCCAUGCACCCCUUCUGAAGAUCCCAUCUUUCGCCUCAGACACCUCCUCUGAUGCUGGCCUCGGAAUGGACUCUCCCAGCCCCCUGGAUCCUGCUGAUGUGGAGGAGUCGUUUGAGAGAGCCAUCCUGGAGGCUGGGAAAGUAAUCAAAGACAGCAGGAUGCCAAUCCGAAGAAACAACUCCCUUCCUCUGCAGCUUCUGGGAUCAAGCCCUGCCCUAAAGGGGAGGGACCCGGAACCCCGCUGCUUCGGGAUCUUCAGCCGAGACAGAGACCAGCCCGACACCGGCCACGGCAACAAGGAAAACGUAAAUUCAGAGGAGGGCUUUGAGUUUAAGAAGCCAGCGCAGCCUGUGUCACGAUGCCGUCUGCGCUCCUUCCACAGCGGAGAGAGCAAGGAGGCCUUUGCCCGCAGGCCAAACUCUGCCCCUGCUCUCAUGAUGUCCCCACCUCCAGUGGAGCGCCUCUGUUCAUUGGACGACAGUCCUGUCACGCUGCGUCGUUCCUCCCUCACCUCCUCUCUCGAUGAUGACGAUGGCUUCCUGGAUGUCUUGGAUGAUGCUGUGGAGAACGAGUCAGAUAUGCCUAUGGGAAUGGCCAGCCUGCUGACCGCACCACUGGUCAGGGAGAAAAUGGCUGAGGAGACUGACUCACCCAUAAUACGCUGUCGGCCACGGGGCCUGUUCCGCUCGCCCUCGCUCCCCUCCUCCACUGGCCGGGCCCCUCUGAAGCGGGCAGAGCGCCCUCUGGAUGAGAACACGCCUGUGCGGGUGAAGAGGCGGCGCAGCCUAGCGGGGUCACAGGUCAGCCCGGCCAAAGACUCUGCCGGGGAUGAAAACAACACACCGGCGGCAUCCAGGUUGGCCCAGAGGUCAAAGUCCUUCUGCCAGACCAACAUUGAGAGGCUGCUGGACAGUGACAUUAAAGGGUUGAGCGGAGACUUCACUAAGCCUCUUGCUUUACCCACCGUUGAGGGCAAGCACCAGGAUCUCAAAUACAUCACUUCUGAAAUGAUGGUGGCAGCUCUCAAUGGGAAGUUCAACCACAUGGUAGAGCGGAUGCUCGUGAUCGACUGCCGGUACCCCUACGAGUUUGAAGGCGGACACAUCAAGGGAGCGCUGAAUCUCCACCAGGAGGAGCAGGUGGAAGAGUACCUCCUGAAGACUCCCAUCGUGCCCUCCUCUCCGGAGAAGCGCGUGCUUCUCGUCUUUCACUGCGAGUUCUCGUCAGAGCGCGGGCCACGGAUGUGCCGCUUCCUCCGUGAGCGUGACCGUGCAAUGAACGAAUACCCCAACUUGCACUACCCUGAGCUCUAUGUCCUCAAGGGAGGCUACAAGGAGUUCUUCCCUGACUUUCAGACGCAGUGUGAGCCCCAGGCCUAUAGGCCCAUGCACCACGAGGACUUCAAGGAAGACCUGCGCAAAUUCCGCCUGAAGAGCCGCACCUGGGCUGGCGAGCGCAGUAAACGUGACCUCUACAGCCGGCUCAAAAAGCUCUGAAGAUGUCCUGCUGAGGAGUCUCCCC
This is a messenger RNA of Megalops cyprinoides (Indo-Pacific tarpon), 1875 nucleotides long. It is a transcript of the gene cdc25b, whose product is annotated as cell division cycle 25B. Bases 108 to 1850 code for a protein of 580 amino acids. The transcript has 15 exons. Gene Ontology annotation, cellular component: cytoplasm; nucleus. The record is from RefSeq and is a predicted model, not a curated record. Lineage: Eukaryota; Metazoa; Chordata; Actinopteri; Elopiformes; Megalopidae. Gene Ontology annotation, biological process: protein dephosphorylation; positive regulation of G2/M transition of mitotic cell cycle; positive regulation of G2/MI transition of meiotic cell cycle. Gene Ontology annotation, molecular function: protein tyrosine phosphatase activity.